Lucilia sericata (common green bottle fly) is the source of this 3721-nucleotide messenger RNA. Its product is annotated as rab11 family-interacting protein 5-like. Gene Ontology annotation, biological process: regulated exocytosis. Gene Ontology annotation, cellular component: intracellular membrane-bounded organelle. The coding region runs from base 594 to 2855 and encodes 753 amino acids. The record is from RefSeq and is a predicted model, not a curated record. NCBI's taxonomy places the organism in Eukaryota, Metazoa, Arthropoda, Insecta, Diptera, Calliphoridae. Gene Ontology annotation, molecular function: small GTPase binding. The transcript is spliced from 6 exons.
GCGAUGUCAAAUUAGAAGUGAUUUUUCAUCGACAUUGGUCGGUUGUGUUUCGUCGUCGUCGUUUUAAUUUGUUUCUUCUACGGUUUUCGUUUUAUACGUUUUCUUAUUUAUUGUUUUAUUUCCAUAAUUAAUUAAUAAUCUAGAGAAAAUUUCAACAAAAAUAUAAUAUAAAUUUUAAUUAAAUAGAAAUAAAUUCGUGAUAAAUUACAAAAAAGAAAUUAAAACAAAGUAUAAAUGUGACAAGUGUUGGAAAAAGAAAAAGAAGUGAAUAAUCUUAAGCAGUUAAAAAUAAAUGGUUUUAAAAUAAAAAUACCUACCUAUAUUGUAUAUUAAUUACAAAAUUUCUUUGGAUGAUUCAAAAAGUAUAUGAAUAGAAGAAAAAACCUCGGUGAAAACAAUCAGUUGAUCGCAUUCAGCUACUAAUACCAUAACAACAACAAAAAACAGAAAAAAUAAAACAGCAAAAAUAGUAACAUCAAGGUAAAUUUUAACCAACGAGAGGGAGCAAAGCAACCAACCAACCAACAACAACAACACCUCACGUAAAUAAACACUCAUACAUACUCACAACAGCAACAACAAACACAUUUACAAUGUGGAGCCCAACACAUAUUAAAGUGACAAUAAAUUCCGCCCGAAAUCUAUUAUGCAAGGGCAAAAACAAUACCAACAAUUGCUUUGUAACCAUUGGUCUGGGCAAAGAGAAAUAUCAGACAUCGGUUAAGGAAAAGGCUGAAUCAAAAGUGGAAUGGAAAGAAGAAUGUGAACUUAAAAUUCCCGAUCAAGGCAAUCGUGCUGAGCUUGUUCUCACCUGUUUGCAUCGCAACAAUUUGGGUAUAGAUGAAUUCUUGGGACAAGUUACUCUGCCGCUCAAUGAAAUGGACGCCUAUGUGCGUUCCAAAGCUAAAUGGUAUAAACUGGAAAGUAAACCGGGCAAAGAGAAAAAGAACAAAGAACGUGGUGAACUAGAAGUAGAGAUAUCAUUCACCGUCAAAUCUGGCUCUUUAACCGAUUUGAGUAAAAAAGAAAAACACAAGUCUUCCAUAGGACAGUUGGCUUCAUCGGUGGGUGGAAGUUUAUUGUCGAUUAGUACCAUUGAAAAGCGUAAAGGUAUUAAGAAAAUUGCCAAAAAAUUCGGUUCGAAACUGCAUCUGAGCGGUAGUGGUAAGAAAAAGAAUAAAGAUGAUGAUGAUAUGUCAUACACGGGCUCCUUUGCUAGUAUUGGCACACCGAAUCGUGUCAGAGUGCCGGAUAGCGAUGAUGAAGAUGAGUUUCAAUUCGAUAAGUUGUCACAAAAGAGUUCGGUUAGUUCUCUAAAUAUGCGUGAUGGUUUACAGCCUCCUUCUCAAAACUAUACGCCAAGAAAUCCUUCACCCUUGAUGGGUUCCACCGGUAAAGGUCAAAUAGGUAAGGAUCAUCACUUCAGAUAUGAUGGAUCAGACAAUCUCAGUGUGGAUCCAGAAUUGGAAGAAAUUGAAAAUGAAUUUAGCAUAAGAGCGCGUACUUUACCACCUCCUUCAAAACCUCCACGCACACCUCAAAUGGAUGGAGGCGAAAUGAAAACAAAUGGCAAAAGUAACUCAGAAUUGGAUGAAUGGGAAUCUAAAUUAUAUGGACGUAGUGCUGAGUCUGGUAAUUCUGAUUCGUUAAAGCGCCGAUCCUGGGAGCCGGUGGCGGUGCCUUUGAAAACUACCACUUAUGAAGAAGAAACAGAAAAGGAGUUACCCCUCACAGAACCAGAGCCUAUGAGUAAAUCUCUUUUACCCACUUUACAAGAAUCACAAACUCCUGAAAGUUUCUCCGAUAGUUCAAGCAGCAGUGAUGAAGAAAUUGAGGCAGAAAAACCAAAACAAGUUGUUGUGACUCCUUUGAGACCAGCAAGUGAGGAAAAAUCCAAGGUAAUAACUUCCUCUCCAAUAAAACCCACUGAUCUCAAACUAUUGACUCCAAGUGACAAUGGCGAAAUUGUUAAAAAAGAUUCCCUACUCUCACCAGAUGUGGAUAAAAAUGAAUUUGCCAAAUUUAAUGCUUCCUUUGCUAAAUUUGAACAGAGAAACAGUUCCAAAUUCUUUGAUAUUGGUGAAGAAACAAAUAAUUUCCUUAAAAAUGAAUCUCUAACAUCUGGUGUUAACCAACCACAGCCCAAACCCAGAGCAAGAAUUUCGCCUAUGGUGGAAAAGGAGGAUAAUAGCAAAAAAGCUUUAGAGGAAGAAGCAAAACGCAAACGUGACGCCGAAGAUGCUCGUUUAGAAGCUGAAUUAAAAGAAAAUGAAAGACGCCUUAAAGAAGAGGAAGAAGCUUUACAAAAAGAAUUGCGUGAGAAAGAAGAAGAGGAAAAGAGACGAGAAGCCAAACGUCGUGAAGAAGAUUUUAGAAUUUUAAAUUUCUCCAAACGUCUAGUGUCACAAGAAGAUAAACCCGAAGAAAAGCCACAAGAAAAAAUCAUUGAACCUUUGGUCAAUAAUAAAGAACAAUAUAAAGAGGAAAAGAAACUAGAAAUCAAUAAUAAAAAAGAACGCCAAUUCAACAUAAACCGAGAAAAACAAACGAUUAGUAACGCCUCUACGCCUAGUCCCAAACAAAAUGAACGCAUUAUUAUAGGCCAUGAAAAAGCCACCACACAAGCGGAAAGACGUGCUGAAAUCUCAGCCGCAUUAGCCAAAAAAUAUGAAGGCAAAUCAAGAGAGGAACUUAUGCUUAUAGCCAAUGGCAUGGAAAAUGAAGCCUUAAUACAAAGACAACGUGUCAAAGAACUUGAAGAUUAUUUAGACAAUUUAUUAUUAAGAGUUAUGGAAACACAUCCCAAAAUCUUACAAAAUCCCUACUCACGAACAACUUCUGCUAAGAGCGGUUGAGAAUCAUUGUUACACUUCUGCAAAAACCAAUUAAACCAUCAUCACAAAUGAAAGGAAGAUGUUCUGAAUUCAUCACCAUAUUGCCUUUGAAGUGCAAAACUAAAGUGCUUUUAUUGUAUUUUGUUGAAAUCUAUGAUAUUUUUUUAUAAAUUACAAUUUUUUAAACUAAUUAACUAAACUACUACUAUUUUAAAUAAAUAACUUUAAAAUAAUUACUAUUUAAUAAACAAAUAUAACAGUUUUUAUAAAAGAAACAUUAAGGCAAUAUUACUAUUGUAACAAAACUUUUGUAACAAAAACCUAUUUCCUAAUAAUUUCCAAAAUUUCUUGUUAUUUUCAAAAGUAUUGUUUUUAUACGCUGUCCUUCUACUCUUCUAUUAAAUGUAAUACCUAUAAAGAUUUGCUAUUUAUCUAUCACUAAGCUUUCUUUAACUUUAUAAAUAUGAUUAAAAAAAAAUCAACAAAAUUUCUUAGUUUUUAAGUUAUAGUUUAAUAUUAACAAUAAUAAUAAUAAUUGUAAAACAUUUAUAUUUAUUAUUUAAAAUCAACAAGAUACUAACCAUAAUUAGAAAAACUUGAGAAUUAUUUUAAGCUUUUAAAUCCAACAGAAUUUGUGUUAAAUCUUGUUUUUUAAACAAAUUUUAUAUAAAAAACCCUAAAAACCAAGUAUUUUUUUUAUUGAUUCACUUUGUAUUAUUGUUAUUUGUUUUUACUGAUUAUUAACUCUGUCUCUAUCUAAAUUUAUUACUUAUAAUAAUGUACGUAUUUAAUUUUUUUUAUAUUUGUAUUAUUUUAUAAUUUAAAUCAAAAACUGUUAACUUUAAAUAUAUCUACAUAAAUAAUAAAAUAAAAUUUAUAUUUAAUAU